This is a messenger RNA of Oncorhynchus gorbuscha (pink salmon), 1792 nucleotides long. RefSeq names its product ephrin-A5-like. Gene Ontology annotation, cellular component: external side of plasma membrane; plasma membrane. Lineage: Eukaryota; Metazoa; Chordata; Actinopteri; Salmoniformes; Salmonidae. Bases 1037 to 1729 code for a protein of 230 amino acids. Gene Ontology annotation, molecular function: ephrin receptor binding. Gene Ontology annotation, biological process: ephrin receptor signaling pathway; regulation of cell-cell adhesion; axon guidance. The record is from RefSeq and is a predicted model, not a curated record. The transcript is spliced from 5 exons.
CGAACUGCCUUUGCUCUCACCUUCCCUCUCGUCUCGUCCGGUUGAAUCGAAACAUCAGGUGAAAGAAGCACAUGAAUCAAGCGUGUUUUAUUUUUUCUCUCCAAUGGUUAUAUAUGAAGAGUAUGCUGUGGAAUGCUGCCAUUUGGGUUCCGGGCAAACAAGCUGCCCUACUGUCACCCAGCAGCAGCGCAUGAGAGAGGCUCGAGGACGGACUCCUCCCCACCUACCCGUGACACUCUCAAGACAGCGCUGAGAAAGGAUAACAGCCUUUUUCGGCCAGUCUGCGAACAGAGCAGUGAAACAGCGUUACGUAUAAACGACUUCACUGCAGCCGGGGGUUGCCUAUGUGGCUUUCUAAAGUUCCACCUCUGAAAACGUUGACAUCUGACGGACUCGAGCUAAAGCGCGAGAUUGCUUCUUUUCGUUUCUCAUUAUUGGACUUGGACCUACCCUCUGCGCUGUUGAUUCCCAGCGAACAGUCCUGACACGAAUCCAGCUCAGCGCAUGCCAUGACCUUACAGAGACUGCUGUAUUAGAUGGUCAUUCUAAUCAACGUUUUAUACAUCUGACUGCAUGUAUUGAUAUCCUUUUUGUACAUUUGUGUGAAAAGUGUCUGCUAUAGGAGUGAUUUUUACUUAUCCUGGAGCCGUCAAAGCUGACGUCCCAUGAACACAUAAAACUGAACCCGGACACUGAACCUGAGCGAGAUGCACUACACACAAGUGACACUUGCAUUUGAUAACUUCACCUGCUACCGUCGUCAAUUAAUUUUAACCAAGUGACCAGCAAGGCGGCAUCUAUAUCGCAGGUUGCGCUAUCAAAGCCCUUCUCACGUAGUGGUGUAGGAGACAGCGGUUUUCUGUUGUAUUUAAUUGUCCUGCCUUUUUCUGUCAUCCAUAAACUGCGACAGAGGAAAGCAAAGGCACACAAAUGUAAACGAAAGAAGGCAUCUCUCCAGCUGAAGUGUACCGAGAACUGACAGAUCGUGCAGUCACCCCACAUCGAAGAGGAAUACGUGCCGAACUUUGCUGUUGUAAUGUUGAAAGUGGAGAUGGUGCUAUUUGUCUUUCUGGUGCUAUGGAUGUGUGUAUUCAGCCAGGAGCCCAGCUCCAAGGUGGUGGCCGACCGGUAUGCCGUUUUCUGGAACCGAACCAACCCCAGGUUCCAUCGUGGAGACUACCACAUUGACGUGUGUAUAAACGACUACCUGGAUGUGUUCUGUCCCCACUAUGAAGACAUGGUGCCGGAGGAGCUGAUGGAGCGCUAUGUCCUCUACAUGGUCAACUACGACGGCUACAGUACGUGUGACCACACAGCCAAGGGCUUUAAACGCUGGGAGUGUAACAGGCCUCACUCCCCCAACGGACCACUCAAGUUCUCAGAGAAGUUCCAGCUCUUCACCCCCUUCUCUCUGGGCUUCGAGUUCAGACCGGGCAGAGAGUACUACUACAUCUCCUCCACCAUCGCCGAGAAUGGACGAAGAACAUGCCUGAAACUCAAAGUCUUUGUCCGACCAUCAAACAGCUGUGUGAAAACUAUAGGUGUACAUGACCGUGUUUUUGACGUAAACGACAAAGUAGACAAUUCAUUAGAACCCCGAGAUGAUACAAGUCAUGAGUCUGCCGAACCGUCCAGGAGUGACGCCACAAGCGCAGCCUCACACUUGCGGAUAGCCAGUCCACUGCUGGCUGCACUGCUAAUAUGCUUAGCAACACUCUUCACCUUAUAGCGCCUCCCCCUGUCCUGGAGGGGAAUUACACCAUGCGCGUCCUGAAUCUACCCAAUGAUGAGG